UGAGAUAGGGCACCCUGUGUAUAUAGAUCCAUUCGAGAUACAUGAGGCUCGGAUGGGUGGAACAAGCGGUUUGCAUGUGUUGAAGUUGUUCCAGUCGCGUAAAGCGGUGUCCCCCGGAUCCUCAGGGGGAAAGAGAAAGGCGCGAAGGAGUUGUGGAGGGUGGAAGAAGUCCUUCGAGGGGGCGACACGAGCAGAGCGCGCUCACGGACCGAUAUUGUUUGGGGUGCAGGUGCUUACUUCCGCUCGCAGAUGAAGGGGACGAUGGGGCGAUAGAAGCAAACAA
Molecule: messenger RNA, 283 nt
Organism: Schizophyllum commune H4-8
Lineage: Eukaryota; Fungi; Basidiomycota; Agaricomycetes; Agaricales; Schizophyllaceae
Exons: 1
Coding region: 53-253 (66 amino acids)
Source: RefSeq, a predicted model, not a curated record